Talaromyces stipitatus ATCC 10500 is the source of this 1297-nucleotide messenger RNA. Its product is annotated as FK506 suppressor Sfk1, putative. The record is from RefSeq and is a predicted model, not a curated record. Lineage: Eukaryota; Fungi; Ascomycota; Eurotiomycetes; Eurotiales; Trichocomaceae. Gene Ontology annotation, cellular component: plasma membrane. The transcript has 4 exons. The coding region runs from base 259 to 1122 and encodes 287 amino acids.
CAUUCUUAUACCCCCUUAGAUUUUCUCUUUAUUGCUAUGUUUCUCUUUUCUCUUUAUUAUGAUUAUGCCGGCCGGAUUUUUGCAGCCUUCUCUCGCUCCGGAGAAGUAGUAUAUACCUUGCUGCCUCGUUCGAGCGCGUUUCUCUCUUCGUCUCGCUCCGAUUGCGUGAUACCCUCGCUAGAAGUUGUAUAGCGUUCACCUCGAUAAGAGUCCGAUUCGAUAAUUUACGUACUUUUUCAAGAUACUCGCCCAGCCGCCAUGUGGAUCAUUUCUUUCUGGGUCUUCCCCGUCAUCUCGGCCUGUAUGUGGUUGGCUAUGCUGGUUGCGAUGAUAUCGACGUGGGCAGCAAAAGGGAAACCGCAUUAUAGUAACAUGCCGGCGACUCGCACAAUUCCAUACAUCUCAGAUAUCGGCGCAACGGGAAUACAACCUUUGUUUAUCGCAGGUAGCGCGGUCACAGUCGUUUUCUUGGAUCUUUCAUUUCUAUCGGAGCGAUGGUUGAGGCACACGGGGAAGCUCGUGAGGAAUAAAGGACGUUUCGACAAAGCUUGCUCGAUACUUUCCAUUUUGUUCUCUAUUGCCGGGGCAGCGGGGUUAAUUCUACUUUCUAUUUUUGACGACGUUCAUCACCGGAGUCUUCAUGAUGCGUUCUUGGGGCUGUUCAUUGGUGCAUACUUGAUCAGUGCUGUGUUCAUUUGCAUGGAGUACCUGCGUCUUGGUGUCACUUAUCGCAGACAACACCGCAUCCUCUUUAUUAGCUUCUGGAUCAAGUUCAUUUUUAUUGUCGUCGAGCUCGCUCUAGCGAUUGCUUUUGGAGUCUUGAACCAGCACGAUCGGGGCGCGAGAAAUGCCGCCGCUGUUAUUGAAUGGGUGAUUGCAUUGGUCUUCACAUUCUACGUCCUAUCCUUUAUCAUCGACCUAUUACCAUCUGUACGCACUCGCCACCAUAUCCCUCAGGGCGAGAAGGCGUUCGCACGGCCAAGUACCAGUUCUGGACAUCCCGAGAUCACAUACGAAGAGCCAGUCACCACGGACUCUAUGGGUGAUCGAGCAAAUACCUACCGUGGGCCGGUUGCUAGUGGGUAUCAGACGAAUGGAGCGAAUCUGCCUCGGGACUUCUAAUAAACUGUCUCAUGCCUUGCAUAGAAGGGCAGUUAAUGACACGAUAAUCGACGACUGUAAUUUACUUUCUUUUUUUCUUGUUGACCUGUUGGUGUUAUGAAGUGGAGUCGUGAAUUAUGACGACAGUCAUGAUUUAUUUACUAUUCUGAAUAUACCUAAUUUGUUAAUUCGACAU